This is a messenger RNA of Telopea speciosissima, 1243 nucleotides long. RefSeq names its product phosphoserine phosphatase, chloroplastic-like. Gene Ontology annotation, cellular component: cytoplasm. The record is from RefSeq and is a predicted model, not a curated record. Bases 143 to 1030 code for a protein of 295 amino acids. The transcript has 7 exons. Lineage: Eukaryota; Viridiplantae; Streptophyta; Magnoliopsida; Proteales; Proteaceae. Gene Ontology annotation, molecular function: magnesium ion binding. Gene Ontology annotation, biological process: dephosphorylation; L-serine biosynthetic process.
UUUUCGUUUCGCGAUCUCUCUCCGAUCUAAUUUUGUGCCUUCGUUUUUGCCCUUAAAUCGCAGUACUGUAAUCGUCUUUGGUUUGAUUGGGAUCCGAGAUAAUCAACAGGAUUUGCAGAGUUAGAUUGGAUCCUAUAAUUUGAUGGAAGGGUUGGCGAGCACAGGCACCAUCACUGUUCAACCCUAUUGUACACGCCGAAAAUACAUUUCCCCCCAACCAUACCCUCAUCAUUUGACAAAGGGUUUGUUUACAAGUUGUCUUCGGAUGAGCACAAAACCCAGGUUGACCACCUCCAUAACUGCUUCAGUUCAGCCUAUAGAAUCAGCCAUUCCUGCGCAAUGCAACAACACUCAGCCUUCGAGAGAAGUUCUCGAGAUAUGGCAAAGUGCUGAUGCAGUCUGCUUUGAUGUGGAUAGUACUGUCUGCCUCGAUGAGGGCAUAGAUGAACUUGCAGAGUUCUGUGGAGCUGGAAAGGCUGUUGCGGAAUGGACUGCUAGGGCAAUGAGUGGUUCUGUUCCUUUUGAGGAUGCUCUGGCAGCCAGACUUUCUCUGUUUAACCCUCCUCUGUCCCAACUCCAGGAUUUCCUUGAGAAGAAACCUCCUAGACUUUCUCCUGGCAUAGAUGAAUUGAUCAAGAAAUUGAAGGUUAAACAAACUGAUGUUUAUCUGAUUUCUGGAGGUUUUCGUCAGAUGAUCCAACCUGUUUCGUUACUACUUGGAAUUCCCCCUGAAAACAUCUUUGCAAAUCAACUGCUCUUUGGAAGUUCUGGGGAGUUCCUUGGGUUUGACAGGAGUGAACCUACUUCUAGGAGUGGUGGGAAAGCCACUGCAGUUCAACAAAUAAGGGAGGCUCAUGGAUACAAGGCACUAGUCAUGUUAGGGGAUGGUGCAACUGAUCUUGAGGCUCGUAAACCAGGUGGUGCUGACUUAUUUAUUUGCUAUGCUGGAGUUCAACUUCGUGAAGCUGUCGCAGCAAAGGCCGAUUGGGUGGUUUUCAACUUCCAAGAUUUGAUAAAUUCCUUAGAAUAAUUACUUGUUACUAUACAUCUUCAGAAAUUUCUCUUCCUUUUUAUUCCUGGGGCUGGUGCUUCAACUUCUAUUAUUGAAUACUUUGCCAUCAAUCUAGGGUGGAAAAGAAAUUAUGAUAUGCUAAUUGUAAUUCCUACAAGGUUUGUUAUUAUCUUUGUUAUGAAUGCUGUAAAAUUAAGCUGAAGUAAAAGAUGUUACAGGGGUAUUUUAGUU